Molecule: messenger RNA, 1004 nt
Organism: Sycon ciliatum
Lineage: Eukaryota; Metazoa; Porifera; Calcarea; Leucosolenida; Sycettidae
Product: translocon-associated protein subunit gamma-like
Exons: 5
Coding region: 82-642 (186 amino acids)
Biological process (GO): SRP-dependent cotranslational protein targeting to membrane
Cellular component (GO): endoplasmic reticulum; membrane
Source: RefSeq, a predicted model, not a curated record
GCUUUUGUUCAAAGCAAUCCACUGACACAGUUUGUUUGCGUUGGGUAGUUGUUUUGAAGAGUUUGUCACUAGCCCGUGAAAAUGCCUGCCAUUGGAAAGGAGAAGCUGACCAAGGAGGAGGAACGACUCCUAAGAGACUACAGCCGACAGGUGUCGAAAACAACAUCAGCUCUGUUUUAUGUGAAUGCGUUUUUCGUCUCCGCAAUUCCUCUAUGGCUGUUUAUCCGCAUCCACCAUAUGGAUGUUUUCGACAUGAUCUCCGCUGCAUUGUUCGUGAUCAUGACCCUAGUUGAUACGUAUUUGGUUGCUCAAGCGUACAUGAAAGUCAAAUUCACAAUGAAGCACAAAAUUGCAAACAAGCGCAAGGAUGCCGUCACUCGUGAGGUCACCAAGCAGCUGUCUGAGUCAGCAGAGGGCAAGAAGCUCAGCCGACAGGAGAAGGACAAGAGAAUUGACUACCGCAAGAGCGAAGUUGCUGACAACGAGGCGACUCUCUUCUCCAUCUUCUACAACAACACCCUUUUCCUGUUCUUGCUCAUCGCUGUUUUCUACUUGCUCCGGUCGUUCUCUCCCUACGCCAACUAUGUCACAUCGACAGCAGCUGCCGGUUCUCUUGCUUACCUCUUCUCUACUGGAUCAUAAAGGAAUACCUUUCAAGGGACGCAGUUGUCUCUUGCCCCAUAAACUGUGCAGAUCUUGUAAUUGCGAUCCUGUUUGUAGGUUGCAACUGUCAUUUGCACCAUUCAACCUUGUACAGAGUGCUGACAUAAUACUCGGAUGGAAGAAAAGUUUUGCUUAGACCGAGAUUCGAGAAGCAUUGGAGCUUCGUGCGAUUUUAUUCUAUAUUUUCUGCUGGCAUUCUGGUACUAGUUGACUGCCAUCAGCAUGUUUUUUUGAUUUUUUGGUGUUUAUUUGUUCAUGCUUCAUUCUAUUCUACUCCGCUGUCUGCCUAGUUAUCAUUAACCUUCCACUUUGAAUUGGAACUGUUCGAUUUUGCGAACCAA